This is a messenger RNA of Salvia hispanica, 2789 nucleotides long. Its product is annotated as protein PSK SIMULATOR 1-like. Gene Ontology annotation, biological process: positive regulation of growth. Lineage: Eukaryota; Viridiplantae; Streptophyta; Magnoliopsida; Lamiales; Lamiaceae. The record is from RefSeq and is a predicted model, not a curated record.
UUUUGACCAGAGAGAGAGAGAGUGUGAGAGAGAGGUUUCUCUACUCCCUGACCUAGUUCUUCAAUCUUGAAUUUUGGGUCAUUUUGGUUCGUAGCAGAAACUCCGCAGCAAUCAGUAUCACUACUUCACACCACCAAGAGCAACCUCUUUGAAGAUUGGGACACCAUAAAAAUCGUUUCUUUCACCUUUGUGUUCAAUCUUGAUUACCUGGGUUUCAAGCUGCUCAUUUUCAACUCAUUCUACAAUCAAUUUUUGAGCUUGUUCCGGUUGUAGUCGUGAGAGCUUUUAAUCCGGCUAUAUCGUUGGGAGUGAGUGUAAUUCGGGGCUGAACUUUCACUGUGAAAUUGGUUUUAAGUAGCGUAUCCUCAGCUGUUGGCUAGUGGGAGAUGGGGGAUGUUUUGCUUUGAUUUGUGUUUGAGGAUUGCUUAGAUGAUUACUGCCGAAUAGGGUUAUAAUUACUACGGACACAAUGGGUGGGCUUUGCUCGAGAAGGGCCACUGAUGAGACUACUCUGGGUGGUGCACUUCCUCAUGUUAAUGGCCGCUUCGGUUACGGCCAUGGACUAGUUUAUCAAUCCCGUGGACUGGAUAUCCGAGAAGAGAACAUUCCGAGGGAUGUGGAAGUUAUGGAUAAGCAACCGAGGGAACCAUUCUCCUUUCCAGAGCUGAGUUCUACUCCACAUGGAACAAGCAUGGAUGAUAUCAAUGAUGGAAUACCUCGGUUGUCUAGGGCGUUAUCUGAUAAAUCUAGAUCAACGAGAACAAAGCAGGUUGCAUUGACAAAGGUUUCAGAAAUGAGUACGCUUCUGGGCAGAGCAGGCCACGCCGGCCUAGGGAAAGCAGUUGAUGUGUUGGAUACUCUUGGUAGUAGCAUGACUAAUUUGAAUCUUAGCAGUGGUUUUGCAUCUGGGAUAGCUACAAAAGGAAUCAAAAUAUCGAUAUUGGCUUUUGAAGUGGCGAAUACCAUUGUUAAAGGUGCCAAUCUGAUGAAUUCACUUGCGGAAGAGAAUAUAAGACAUCUGAAGGAGGUGGUGCUCCCUUCUGAGGGUAUACAGCGUCUAACAUCGAGGGAUAUGGAUGAACUAUUACGAAUUGCUGCAGCCGACAAGAGGGAUGAAUUGAAAGUUUUCUCUGGAGAGGUCAUUCGCUUUGGGAAUCGGUGCAAGGAUCCUCAGUGGCACAACUUGGACCGUUACUUUGAGAAGUUGGAGUCAGAACUCACACCUCACAAGCAAUUGAAAGAAGAAGCGGAAAGUGUGAUUCAGUAUUUGAUGGUGUUGGUUCAGAACACUGCUGAACUAUACCAUGAAAUGCAUGCAUUAGAUAGAUUCGAACAAGACUGUCGGCGCAAAGCUCAAGAAGAGGAUAACUCAAACGCUGCACACAGAGGCGACAGCCUCGCGAUUCUACGUGCAGAGCUGAAGAGUCAAAAGAAGCAUGUGAAGAAUUUGAAAAAGAAGUCUCUAUGGUCCAAGAUAUUGGAGGAGGUGAUGGAGAAGCUCGUGGACAUCGUUCAUUAUCUACAUUUGGAGAUCCAUUCUGCAUUUGGUUCCAGUGAUGGAUACAAGCCGACAAAAGACCGCCAUCAGAAGUUAGGAUCUGCUGGACUUGCACUGCAUUAUGCGAAUAUCAUAACGCAGAUUGAUACACUCGUCACUAGAUCAGGAUCGGUGCCACCAAGUACGAGAGACGCUCUAUACCAAGGACUGCCACCAACUAUAAAGUGUGCUUUGCGUUCUAGACUGCAAUCUUUUCAACUCAAAGAAGAGUUUUCUGUCCCACAAAUCAAAGAAGAAAUGGAGAAAACUCUUCAAUGGCUGGUGCCUAUGGCCACCAAUACAACAAAGGCUCACCACGGCUUUGGUUGGGUUGGCGAAUGGGCGAAUACCGGAUCCGAGAUGAACAACAAACUAGCCGGCCAGACGGAUUUGCUCCGUAUCGAAACCCUUUAUCACGCGGACAAGGAGAAAACGGAAGCUUACAUUCUUGAUUUGGUACUAUGGCUGCAUCAUCUCAUUAGCCGAUCAAGGGCCGCAAACGGUGGGCUCAAAUCGCCCGUCAAAUCCCCGAUCCGGUCCCCAAACCAGAAGACGCUCCAUCUAUCGAGCCCGAUACCGAGCUCGCCCUCCUCAACGCUGUCGAUCGAGGACCAGGAGAUGCUCCGAGACGUCAGCAAGCGGAAGCUGACUCCCGGGAUAAGCAAGAGCCAAGAAUUCAGCAAAUCAAGAACCAGUCUUUCCAAGCACCACCGGCUAACGAAGAGCAACAGCCAUUCUCCGACACAUGAAACCACGAGGGAGAGGGAUCCCUUCCCGAUUCGAAGACCUUCCUCGGUCCCAAUCAUUAAUUUUGACAUCGACCGGAUCAAGGCGUUGGACAUGAUCGACAGAGUCGACACAAUUUGAAUUGAAGCCUCAAGGCAUGCUUUCGUGAUGCAUUUUCCCCGCGCACGCUCGUCUCUAGUUUGCAGUUUCGCGUCGUUUAUGCCGCACACGAGCUCGUCCCCUCAGAAGCCGCGGGUUGGGAGGAAGAACCGUUGCAGCGCGUGUUGUACAUGGAGAGUCGUAUCUUAGGUAUACUGGUUUUCCCCGUGCGAUCGAGAUCGAGAAAACGGGCAAGCUCCGACGACGUUUCACCGGAGUUUGUGUCAGUUCAGUACCAAGUGAGUGUAGUUUCCAUCAGUAUGUGUACAGAAUGAGUUAAACUUGUUUAAGCCUAUUGUUGAUGAGUUCCAUUUCUGCCCUUCUAAACUAAUCUUGUGUUGUGAUAAAUGGAGCAAGCAUUCUCUAU